Aphanomyces astaci is the source of this 2776-nucleotide messenger RNA. RefSeq lists its product as hypothetical. NCBI's taxonomy places the organism in Eukaryota, Oomycota, Saprolegniomycetes, Saprolegniales, Verrucalvaceae. Gene Ontology annotation, molecular function: calcium ion binding. The coding region runs from base 1 to 2745 and encodes 914 amino acids. The record is from RefSeq and is a predicted model, not a curated record. The transcript has 5 exons.
AUGACACGGAAGGCAAAGAAGCGUGGGAUCAAGCCGCGAAUGACGGCGACUCCGUCAGUGGCACAGGACACAGACGUGAACCCCCCUCCUAAAAUGACGUUUUCGAGUGUAACCCACGACGCCCCCCCGGUCGAAGGGACAAAAGCCCCGUCAAGCAGCAUAAAGCCACAACAAGUCCUCGCCGCUGCCGUGCAGGACGCAGACACUGUUGCUUCGUCUGGAACACUGCGAGAUGAUCAUGCCAGCACGCCACCUAUGGGGGAAACAAGACCCAAUCCUGUGAGGGUUGAUGUGCCCAGCGAAACUGCGGCAAUAGGUACCGAUACCUUGGUGCAAGACAACUCAAUCGCACAAUCGAAAUCGAACCAUGACCAAACGUUGCACGAGGGAAAACUAGUGCUAGUGGACGAUCUCUCAACUUCACACGAUGAACUACGACGCAUCCCUCAAUGCGAAUCAUCCUCCAGUGACUCGUCGACAGAGGCCAAAGCGGAUUUCAAUGACACGCCCGAUCACAUUGCCGAUAGCGACGACCAACCCAGUCCCAAACUGCACAAGUCAGAAAGCAAGUGUACUAUCGAACAGUCGGACAUGACCUUGACGAGGUCACCGUCCAUUUUUCGUAUGCUGGAGACGACCCCCACCGUAGGCGACACCCCCCCUUCUCAGCCCCCCAGCAUUCCACCAGACGUAGCGCACAAAGUGGUUCAACAUAUCAUCUUUAGAUGGAUGAAAAGUGCGGUGCCGCUUCGCCGCCUCUUCCCCCCGUCGCCAUCGGCUUCCUCCCACCCCCUGGAUACAUUUCUCAGCACAUUGCAACAAGCAAACGUCGCCCUGAAACCCGUCGAAGUGUCUGCCCUUCGCACUUCCUUUCCCCCAACCCCAGAGCCCCCUCUGACCUCCGCGCCCUGCCUGAACGUUACACUCCUCGUUGAUUCUGUAGCCACCAAACUCUUCCCCAUCGAGUUGCUUGAGUUCCAACUGCGCAAGGCAGUGGUUGCCAAAGCCACCAAAACACGAGGCAAGUGCGACGUGUUCAAAGCCCUGAAUCAGCUGUUUGAUACACCCACGACCACGGACACUAGCGUUUCCGUGGCAUUGUGGCGAUCGAUUUUGGUCGAAAAAUUAGCUCUUUCGUGUCCAGUGUGGGUUGUCCAAUGUGUGUUUUGUCGUAUUCUAGCAGCCCCUCUUGCAGAGAUGAGCCCCCGCGUCCACUUUGUCCACUGCCUCGACCGUUUUGUUCGGAAUGUCCAAUUCGAUACGCUGUCUGUGGAAGGGGUGUUUCGAUCUCUCGUCCAAGACACCGAUUUUGAGCGCGGAUUUCGCGCUAUCGACGCUGAUGGUUCCGGCAGCCUCAGCCUCGCAGAAUGCACAAAGUACCUUCAAACGAGCCAUCAAGUGGCUUUUCCGCCCGCCGUCCUGCAGGACUUUCUUCGGCGUUUUGACCGCGAUGGUGACGGCAGCCUCAACCUCGACGAGUUCAUGGCAUGCUGUCGGCCCAAGCAGCAUACUGGCGUCCAUGUGUUGUCCCCCUAUGGCUUCUUUUACAUGACCACCGACCCCAUGGAGCUUGUGGCGGACGUGGUGGCGAGGAUUCACAAGCGAUUGUUUUGGCUCCAGCACAACCAUUUGCUUGGUGCAAGUCCAGGACCGAACGGCAAGGACAACGCCGCCAAGGACAACUUUUCACUACCCCCCAAACACAAACUCACAGUCGAUCCAGCCAAAAUAAGCAUCUGCCGCCACUUUGGGGCACUGCCUCUGACGUACACCAAAGCCAGCGACACGGUGCAGUCGUGUUUAUCCAACGGAGAACUGCUCGUGCUCUUUGAAACAACAGACACUGACAACCAAGGCAAAUCACCAACACGCCUGACGUGCAAAGAGAGGCACGCGGUCCAACGUCCUCCCCCCCUACGCCCCUCCGUCCCCCCCACCAACUCUGUUCCACAGACUGCAGACACAUUCGACCAGCCAAAAAUCGAGCCCCCCGAUCCACUGACACCUGCAGCCCGUACAGAAACAGGGAUUUCCAAGCAAUUGAAAUGCGAAAUACCCAAAAAGAAAGCCAUCCCCCCAGCUGUCCAAUUCCCCAUCGACGUGUCCACAUGGACUCGAAUGGACGUCAAGAAGUGGCUCAUCUACAACGUCCAAGUCAAAACGCUGGCCCACAAGUUUGCCGCUGUCGAUGGACACAUGCUACUGGGGUGGGCAGUCCACCCGCAUUUGGAUGUGUGGCUGCGCGACAAGUAUAGCAUUGCACAACCAGUGCUUCGAUUGCGAUUGGCAAGUCACAUUCGGCAGCUACAGCCACAGACCCAUCCAUCCACCACCAAUCGCGGUAAUGUGAAUGACGACAGUGGUGACGAUACUGUCGACGAGAAGCUGGACGAAGACAACACAACUAUUCAACCCGAGAGCAGCCACCAAAACACACCCAACGGUCUAGCUAUUCACAAGCCCGAGCUAAUACGUGACUCACGGGGAUGCCAGUCUGCCCUGCUGCCCUUACCAACCGAUUCACAAAUCCAGGGCGAAAACGGGACUUCCGACGUCCAAGAUACUAUUCGUGGCAACGGUGACGACGAUGAUGAAGUCUCCAUAAACACGGAAGACGCUCUUGAUUCAAUUACUGGGGACGAGUGUUUGCCUGGCUUCUCGGACUGCCACGUCAUCGAUCCAGGCGACGAUGACAAUCACCCGCCUCCUCCUUUUGACGACCCCUUGCCUGGAUUUGACGACUAACUUAAAAAUACGAACUCUAAAAACUACAAAC